Meloidogyne enterolobii is the source of this 1368-nucleotide messenger RNA. The record is from the annotation of a GenBank genome assembly. NCBI's taxonomy places the organism in Eukaryota, Metazoa, Nematoda, Chromadorea, Rhabditida, Meloidogynidae.
AUGUUUUGGGGUUGGAUGGCCCUUGGUUAUAAUCUUCCCCUGAAACCUCAAUUUGAAACUAAAAACCUCUUUCAAAAUUUUUCCUUUUUUAUAGGAAAGAAUGUGAUAUCUGUUGUUCUACGAGACGGAACUAGCUUUUUGCAAGUUGUUUUGAGUGGAGUACUUUGUCAAACUUCUGAAGCUUUAACAUUGACUACGGAAAGCUCUGUUUGCAUAUACGGAACGAUAAACAAACUUCCUAAAAAAAAGACGGCUCCAGGUGGUGUAGAACUCGUCGCCGAUUUUUGGACUUUAAUUCAUGGAGCACCGCCCGUUGGGAUUGACAAUGUGUUAAAUGUUGAGGCAAAUCCUGAUGUUAAUCUGGACAAUCGUCAUUUGUGUAUUAGAGGAGAAAAUUGUUCUGAAAUUCUUCGAAUCCGAGCGGCCGUAACGCGUGCAAUAAGGGAACAUUUUCAUUCUCGCAAAUAUGUCGAAGUAUGCCCUCCAACACUUGUUCAAACUCAGGUUGAAGGAAGCUCUACAUUUUUUUCCAUUGACUUUUUUGGUGAACCAGCUUAUUUAACUCAAUCAGCGCAGCUUUAUUUGGAAACAUGCAUUUCUUCUCUGGGAGAUUGUUAUUGUAUAGCGCAGUCUUAUUCAGCGGAAAAAUCUCAAACAAGGCGUCAUUUGGCUGAAAACUCUCAUGUUGAGGCUGAAUGUCCGUUUAUUACUUUUGAAGAAUUGAUGAAUAAAAUUGAGGAUCUUGUUUCUGAUGUAGUUGAGAGGGUUUUCAGUGAUCCUGAAAUUUCUAAAUUAAUAUUACAACGCUGGAAAACGUCAAAGAAAAAAUUUCCUUCAUUAAAACGUCCUUUUCUUCGAAUGACUUAUGCUGAUGCAAUUGAAUGGCUGCGCAAAAAUAAUGUGAAAAAUAAAGAAGGAAAGCCUUUUAAAUUUGGAGAAUUCAUUCCACAGGGUUCUGGACGGCAAAUGCUUGAUACAAUUGGACAGCCAAUCUUGUUGAAUCGUUUCCCAGCUGGCACCAAAGCUUCUCGUUGUGAAGAUGAAGACAUGAACACUUCUCGUUGUGAAGAUGAAGAAGGAAAGAAGAAGAAUUUGACAGAAUCUGUAAAUUUUUUAAUGCCCGGAAUUGGAAAAGUUGUUGGUGGUUCAAUGAGGAUUUGGAAGGAAAAGGAAAUUUUGGAAGCUUUUAAAAUAACCAAUGUGGACCCUAAACAUUAUUAUUGGUAUGUAGACCAGAGGAAGUAUGGAGGAUGUCCGCAUGGAGGUUUUGGACUUGAAUUGGAACGGUUUGUUUGUUGGUUAGCUAAUCAAGAAAAUAUAAGGGAUGUUUGUUUAUAUCCUCGAUUUAUUGGACGAUGUGCCCCAUAA